AUGAGCAGUGAGGGGAAAGAACUAACCUUAGAUCAACAAUCUCGGUGGAUAGAAGAGACCAAGUCUUGGUACAUUUCUGAUGAGCUGAUGGAAUACCUGGACUUGUCACUCACUGUAACUGUCCACGGCAUAUUUUCUGUGGCUGGUGUCAUGUCAAACAUAGUCAAUGUUGUGAUUUUCGUUAAGCUUGGACUUAAAGACAGCAUGAGUAUUGGCCUUUUAACUCUGUCUUUAACAGACCUGGCAGUAACAGCACUGCAGCUUGCCUCAUCACUCUCCUAUAUGGUCAAGCUCAUCUAUGAGUCCAGCCCUUUAGAUCCUUGGCUUUUCGGUGGCUACUUCUUCAGCUGGUCAAGAUAUGUGGCUUACUUGAUUUCCUGCUGGAUUACUACAGUCAUCUCUGUUGAGAGGUGCUUCUGUGUGGUUUACCCAUUCACUGUGCGUCAGAUGUUCACUAGGUCCAGGUGUGUAGCUGUCCUUCUGGCCAUCUGCGUGACCCAUGUCGGAGUUCACCUGCCUGUCUUCAUCUACGCUAAACUCGAGUGGGUGGAACAGUCUCCACCACAGUUUGUGGGCAAUGACACCUGGGUGUCCGGUCGUUGUGUCUUCACUGUUAUCUUCAACAAAGAUUCGGCUAUGUGGGAGAUUCUCUCAGACAUGAUUGCGGGAAUAAGUUUGUCCGUCAUUUCUCAGUUGAUUCUCAUCAUAUGUACUGUAUGGAUGAUUUAUUCCCUCAAAGCGUCAUCGAAAAUUCGCCAGCAGUCGGAAACAGGUCACGGAAAUGACUCCUUGAAGGCGUCAAAAGAAGGCAAGACUGAGGUGCUGUCCAACAAAGAAAGACGCUUGGUCAAGGUGGUCCUCUUCAUGGCCAUCAACCUCUCGGCCUGUAAUAUUCCAAGGUUCGUGACCAUCGCUGUACAUCAUAUUCUCCCAGGAAUGAAUCUCGGGGCCUACCAAAAUCUGGACACACUUUUCUGGGAGAUCUCCUAUCUCUUUGGCACGAUCUGUUGCACAACCAACACUCUUGUCUACUAUACCCUGAACACAAAGUACAGAAGUCUCUUGAAACAAAUGCUAUUGAAACGUCAUGGAAACACAUCUGACUCAUAG
Molecule: messenger RNA, 1110 nt
Organism: Biomphalaria glabrata
Lineage: Eukaryota; Metazoa; Mollusca; Gastropoda; Planorbidae
Exons: 1
Coding region: 1-1110 (369 amino acids)
Biological process (GO): G protein-coupled receptor signaling pathway
Cellular component (GO): plasma membrane
Molecular function (GO): G protein-coupled receptor activity
Source: RefSeq, a predicted model, not a curated record